CCCUUGGCCGGAAUCGGUGCAACCAUGUCCGGCAGCUGGUGGAGCAGCGCUGCGGUGACCCACGGACUAAUGGCUCUUUUCGCCAUGGGCUCCUGGAUCUCCGUCAACAGUUUGUGGGUCGAGUUGCCGGUGGUUGUUUACGUGCUGCAUGAAGGUUGGAACCUGCCAGCCUACCUCUCGGUGCUGAUAGCCUUUGGAAACCUGGGUCCCAUAGCAGUGACCGUCACCCACCACUGUGCUCCAGGACGUUUAAAUGAACGUGUGGUCAUCCACUGCAUCCAGGCGUUAGCAGUGGUGGCAUCUGCUCUUCUGGCCAUCUUCUGGUCACACACUGUGAUCAUAGCUGGAGCAGAGAAAUCGGUGCCGUUCCUGCUCUUAACCUUCGUGUUGUCUUUGGUCUGCUGCACGUCCAACGUCACCUUCCUGCCCUUCAUGUUCCGGUACCCUCCACAGUAUAUCCGCACUUUCUUCAUUGGUCAAGGCCUCAGCGCCUUGUUCCCUUGUGUAGUGGCCUUAGGACAAGGUGUUGGGAAGCUGGAAUGUAAAGGUGUGAAUGGAACAGUACCGGAAUAUUUAAAGGAACAUUUCCCGGCCCAGAACUUCUUCUGGUUCUUGUUCGUCAUGCUGUCAAUAUCUGCCCUAAGCUUUCUGGCCUUGACACGAAGACAGACGGCGUCUCCACCAGAGGUGCAGAAGACUGCAGAGGAGGACCACCCUUUACAGAACGGAGGGGCUCCGGUCUCUGAGGAGCAGGUGGAGCAACAGGCAGCAGCUCGGACGUUCUGGACUCAUCGAAACAUCUACCUGUUGGCCCUGCUUGCUCUCUCCAAUGCCCUGACCAAUGGCAUCCUGCCAUCUGUUCAGAGUUUCUCCUGUCUGCCCUACGGCACCAUGACCUUUCACCUCUCUGUGGUUUUUGGAAAUAUAGCAAACCCGCUGGCCUGUUUCCUGGCAAUGUUUUUUGUUCUAAGGACUUCUGCAGGUCUGGGAGCCUUAUCUCUAGCAGGCGGAGGAUUUGCUGUGUAUCUAUUAGCUGUAGCAGCCCUGAGCCCCUGCCCUCCACUGCUGGGAAAUCCUGCUGGAAUAGCUCUGGUGGUGAUUUCCUGGGUCUUUUUCACCGGCUUCUUCUCCUAUCUGAAGGUGGUCAUUGGGACUUUACUUCACGAGGAAGGUCACGCUGCUCUGCUAUGGUGUGGCAUCUCUAUCCAGGCGGGCUCUCUGAUUGGAGCGCUCACCAUGUUCCCGCUUGUCAACGUUUAUCAGGUGUUUGAAAGGGCUCAGGACUGCGUGGACAACUGCAACUUGUAGCAUUUGGGUUUUCACUGGAAUUGACCGCUUUCGUAUUGAAGAUCGUGCCAUCAGGGGGCGCUAACUUGUGACUGAGAAGCCUGAGAGCAAAAAGCAAAAACAAAUCCCAGACAAAGGGAUCUUUCUGUCUUAGAGUAAGACACUGCAGGUUCUUUGUGUGAUCAUUUUAGUGCCUCACUAGUUCAAAUUGUUUACAACAGUCACAACAGCUGCUGACGGAGUCUCUUGCUAUAACUGAUGAUUUACUCAGGGACAGAAUAGUUCACCUUGUUAACUACUGUUUUGAACCAUUUACACUACAUUCCCUACAGGACCAUCACACUAAAAAGAAGGAAAUUAGAAGGAAAUCGACUUUUAAUCUCUAUUUACUUCUAAAAACUACAAUUAGUUUGAACAUAUUGAUGAUUUUUUUUCCCAUCCCAGUGCUUUGACUUGUUUUACCAUGACGUCCUUUUAACAGGACUUCAAAGUACAGCACAAAUGUAAUACACAUUUAUCUGCAGAUAUUCCAAAAUAUUUAUUGAAUACAAAUAUUAUUCUUCUGAGAAUAUUCAGAAUUUCAUGAGGUACAGAGCCGUGUCUAAAGCUACAUAUCCAAGAGGGAUCUGCCCCUUACUUUGGGAACGACCAGACUUCAUGAAUGAUUAAAUUUAAAUUGUGUCUAUGCUGCUACAGAGAAUGUGGAACUAUCAACAUGAUUUCUUUUGUUUACCAAUUGCCUUAACUUUAUGGUUGUAAAGUGACUGUCUUCACCGUGUUUUAGUGCAUUAGCAGGCCCAUUUCUUUUUAGUGAAAAAGUUUAGUUCACCCUCGGUCUGAAACAUCUGAAUGUUUUGUAACAUAAAUUCUCACUAAUUUGUCUUUUCUUGCUGUAUGUACAGUUUUAAAACUUUUUUUUAAACUAAUUUUACUUUCUGAAACAAGUGGGAUCUUCCCUUGUAGUAAAUGCUACUUCUCAUUUUGAAGGUUUUUACUGCGCUGUUUUGAAUUUUUAAGCUACUGUGUCGACAUCUUUGUUUUUGUAAUUUGGUGAAAC
Cynoglossus semilaevis (tongue sole) is the source of this 2344-nucleotide messenger RNA. It is a transcript of the gene slc52a2, whose product is annotated as solute carrier family 52 member 2. Gene Ontology annotation, molecular function: riboflavin transmembrane transporter activity. Gene Ontology annotation, cellular component: plasma membrane. The transcript has 4 exons. The record is from RefSeq and is a predicted model, not a curated record. Lineage: Eukaryota; Metazoa; Chordata; Actinopteri; Pleuronectiformes; Cynoglossidae. Bases 25 to 1308 code for a protein of 427 amino acids. Gene Ontology annotation, biological process: riboflavin transport.